This is a messenger RNA of Carlito syrichta (Philippine tarsier), 660 nucleotides long. It is a transcript of the gene TNFSF14, whose product is annotated as TNF superfamily member 14. Gene Ontology annotation, cellular component: membrane. Gene Ontology annotation, molecular function: tumor necrosis factor receptor binding. Lineage: Eukaryota; Metazoa; Chordata; Mammalia; Primates; Tarsiidae. The annotation marks the transcript as partial. Gene Ontology annotation, biological process: immune response. The record is from RefSeq and is a predicted model, not a curated record. The transcript is spliced from 4 exons.
AGGCUGGGAGGAGAGCGCCGGCGCCAGCCCUGCGGGGCCGCCCGGGUGGGCCUGGGGGUCCUGCUGGGGCUGCUGGGCGCCGGGCUGGCCGUGCAGGGCUGGUUUGUGCUGCAGCUGCACUGGCGACUCGGGGAGACGGUGGCCCGCCUGCCUGACGGAGACGCAGGCUCCUGGGAGAAGCUGGUGCAAGAGCGGAGGUCCCAUGAGGCCAACCCGGCAGCACACCUCACAGGAGCUAACUCCAGCUUGACACGCAGCGGGGGCCCGCUGCUGUGGGAGACACAGCUGGGCCUGGCCUUCCUGAGGGGCCUUGGCUAUCGCAACGGGGCCCUGGUGACCACCCAGCCCGGCUACUAUUACAUCUACUCCAAGGUGCAGCUGGGGGGCGUGGGCUGCCCCCCGGGGAUGGCCAGCGGCCUGGCCAUCACCCACGGCCUCUACAAGCGCACGCCCCGCUACCCGGAGGAGCUGGAGCUGUUAGUCAGCCGGCGGUCACCCUGCGGGCGGGCCCCCAGCUCCCGCGUCUGGUGGGACAGCAGCUUCUUGGGGGGCGUGGUGCACCUGGAGGACGGGGAGGAGGUGGUGGUCCGGGUGCCUAAUGAGCGGCUGGUCCGACUCCGUGAUGGCACCCGGUCCUACUUCGGAGCCUUCAUGGUGUAA